AUGGAAAGAGUAAGAGAUGAGGAGCGGAGAAGGAUUUUGUAUUGCAUCACUCUAAGAGAAAAUAAGUCUAAGAAGCAAGGUAGACCUAAGAGAGGUCAGACACUCCCACAAUCUCGCCCUGCAGAUGCCGCUUCUCCCCUUUCUGCUUCCCCCUGUUCUCCUCUGGGAAGUCUCAAGUAUUUUUUAAAAGUCCAUAGUGCACAAAAACAUCAAGGAGAAGACUACAUCCAGCCCAGGGGUGCCAGGUACUGUGAGACGCACAAGAAACUGGAAGACACAACUAGAUCGCACUCCAAGCACAGAGAGGAAGUUCAAGGCUCCAACUUCAGUCCUGACAUCAACAUGCGUGCCUCAGUUUUGUUCGUCGCCCUCGCUCUGGUCUGCAGCGUUGCCGCCAUUCCCGAACCAGGCAGACCUGGCUAUGGAGGAGGAGUUGGCGGAGUGCGUCCAGUUGGAGGUGUGAGACCAGGUCUUGGUGGUGUUGGAGUAGGAGGGGUAGGAGUUCCUGUUGGUUUAGGUGGAGUAGGAGGAGUUCAUGGUGGUUUAGGAGGAGUUGGGGGAGUUCAUGGUGGUGUGGGAGUUGCACCUGUAGUCAAGCCUGUGCACACUGGUGCAAUCGGCCACGGAAAAUAUGGCAAAUAGACAACCUAAGUCUAGCAUUUCCAUCAUUACAGAGUCAAGUAUUAUGCUUUUACCGUUUACUAGUGACUAUCACGACUUCAAGAAUUUCUUCAAGAUUCCUUUGACAUAGAACCAAAGAAAAGAUCUCAGAGACAGCUCAUCUCCAUCAUCAUAAAACAUUUUUCUUCAGCGUUGGAUUCAUUCCAAAAUCUAACUUAAGGUUUCAUGGUCCAUAGCCCUUCCUUCCAUAAUCUUCAACUGACUUCCAACAAGGAAAAAGACAAAACAAACAAAUGUCAGCUAAAAGUGUCAUGUUUAUGUUAUUAUUUUUUAAUGUUAAUCCUCACUUGGUAAUAAUGUGAUAUGAAUUUUAAUGAAUAUACAAUGUUUCCAUAA
Messenger RNA from Macrobrachium nipponense, 1017 nucleotides. RefSeq names its product elastin-like. The record is from RefSeq and is a predicted model, not a curated record. Lineage: Eukaryota; Metazoa; Arthropoda; Malacostraca; Decapoda; Palaemonidae. The transcript has 5 exons. Bases 1 to 642 code for a protein of 213 amino acids.